Messenger RNA from Tricharina praecox, 1160 nucleotides. RefSeq names its product UbiE/COQ5 methyltransferase. Gene Ontology annotation, molecular function: methyltransferase activity. Gene Ontology annotation, biological process: ubiquinone biosynthetic process. Bases 120 to 1037 code for a protein of 305 amino acids. The transcript has 2 exons. The record is from RefSeq and is a predicted model, not a curated record. NCBI's taxonomy places the organism in Eukaryota, Fungi, Ascomycota, Pezizomycetes, Pezizales, Pyronemataceae.
GUCCGAGAGUAGCGCUCUACGUAACAACAGUAACACCCAACUAUCCCACGAAAAAAAAGUCUCGGACAGAGAAGAAGAACCCAAAGAAACACUGAAAACUGAAGUCAAUUACUUCCGGAAUGGCCACCAGAUCUCUCUACCGGACAGCUGCUUCGAGGCGUUUGCUGGCAGUCUCACCUCGGUUCUACUCCGCCUCUCAGGGCCCUCGCGACGGCUCCAAUAACAGCAACGCCGCCGAUAAAGAAACACAUUUUGGCUUCCAAACUGUGAAAGAAUCGCUAAAGGCUAGCAAAGUCCACGAUGUCUUCUCCUCAGUCGCCGCCUCCUACGACACUAUGAACGACGUCAUGUCCUUCGGAGUCCACCGUCUCUGGAAGGACCACUUCGUCCGCUCGCUCGACCCCGGCCGCAAGCCCGGUGGUCAAUCACUCAAAAUUCUCGAUGUAGCCGGCGGAACAGGCGACAUCGCCUUCCGCAUGCUCGACAACGCGGCCAAGGUCCACCACGAUUUCGAGACGUCGGUAGUAGUCGCCGACAUCAACGGGGACAUGUUGCGGGAGGGCGAGAAGCGCGCCUUGGCCGCCGGAUACCUCCCAUCCAACCGCAUCUCGUUCAAGGUCGAGGACGCAGAGACGCUCAGCACCAUUCCGAGCAAUUCGGUCGAUCUGUACACCAUCUCCUUUGGUAUCCGGAAUGUCACUCGCAUCCAGGAGGCAUUGAAGAGUGCCCACAGGGUGCUUAAGCCUGGUGGUGUAUUUGCGUGCAUGGAGUUCUCGAAGGUGUCGCCGGCGCCGUUGGAGGCCAUUUACCAGCAGUACUCGUUUAGUGUUAUUCCGUUGAUGGGACAGCUUGUUGCUGGAGAUCGGGACAGCUACCAGUACCUGGUUGAGUCCAUCAAGCGGUUCCCUUCGCAACAGGAGUUUGCCCAGAUGAUCAGGGAUGCUGGGUUCCUGACGGCAGGACGGGGCUACGAUGAGUUGACUUUUGGUGUGGCAAGCAUCUGGAAGGGCAUCAAGCCGUUGGAGGCGAAGAAUUGAUUUGAUGACUGGCUGUAUGUGGGAUGAUCAACGGGGAAUAUCAUUUGUACUAUAGAGCAUGGGAUAUGCGUGGCGCAUCUUCUGGGUUUCUUGCUUCUUGUUCGGAUUAAAAGUCGGUAGAUG